AAAGGUACCGCUCUUGCUUUCCAAAUUCCCGAUCUGAUUGAUUUUGCUUGUAGAUCCAUUGUUGCAGACUUGCAGUUCGAUCCUCCAUUCUUGAGCUUGAGAAUUUCUAGAUUUGAUUGCGAGAAGGCAUGUCAAGGAGAGCAGUGAAUCCCUCUCGGCGACUUGCCGACGGUGGAAGUCUUCCAUUUGUUGGGGUAUUCCCGCAAAAGUCACGAACUUCGCCAUUAUUAUCGGUUGGACUCGUCGUUUUGGGCGGCUUUCUUCUGAUUGCCUAUUCCUUUGCUGGUUCAGGUGGACUUGGCAGUGUGAGAGUAGCUUCCAAUAUUGGUGAAGGUCUUUUAUGCACAUCAGAAGUUCAACAAGCAAUUCCCAUUCUGAAGAAAGCAUAUGUUGAUAGCAUGCAGAAAGUUUUACAUGUUGGACCAGACACAUGUUCGGUGGUUUCUAAUUUGUUGAAAGAAGAUGGCAUCGAAGCCUGGGGUGUUGAACCGUAUGAUUUAGAGGAUGCUGAUGCUACCUGCAAGAACCUUGUCCGCAAGGGAAUUGUACGUGUAGCUGAUAUCAAGUUUCCCUUACCCUAUAAGUCCAAGUCAUUUUCUAUGGUCAUAGUUUCUGAUGCUUUGGAUUAUUUGUCACCAAAGUACCUAAAUAAGACCCUUCCAGAUCUGGCAAGGGUAUCGGCAGAUGGUCUGGUUAUCUUUGCAGGGUUUCCAGGUCAACGGAGAGCUAAACUUUCUGAGUUGUCUAAGUUUGGAAAGCCGGCGAAAUUCAGGAGCUCGUCCUGGUGGAUAAGAUAUUUUGUUCAGACUGGUUUGGAGGAGAAUGAAGCUGCCAUGAAAAAAUUUGAGCAGGCUGCCAACAAGAAUUCUUACAAACCAAGCUGCCAAGUAUUUCACCUCACCUCAUCACAAUGAUCUGGCCAUCUCCUGGUUCAUUUAAUGUUAUAAAAGCUAGCUGCUGCUGCCGCCGCCGCCGCCUCCUUAAUCUGCAUCUUUCCUUUAACCUUAUUCAAGUUUAAAAGCUUUCCUUCUCAGAUGAAUUUUCCGUCGUCCGUAAUUUUUAGAUUUAUAUGCAAUUGUUUAAUAUUGGUGGAGAAGAAUAUACCCACUUGUACCACAAUGCAAAGAAUUUUGUGUUCAAUGGAAAUUUGUUGUACUGAAAACCAAGACAAAGUUGUUAUUCUUUA
This is a messenger RNA of Dioscorea cayenensis subsp. rotundata (Guinea yam), 1186 nucleotides long. RefSeq names its product probable pectin methylesterase CGR2. The record is from RefSeq and is a predicted model, not a curated record. Gene Ontology annotation, molecular function: methyltransferase activity. Lineage: Eukaryota; Viridiplantae; Streptophyta; Magnoliopsida; Dioscoreales; Dioscoreaceae. Bases 129 to 914 code for a protein of 261 amino acids. The transcript has 7 exons. Gene Ontology annotation, biological process: pectin metabolic process.